Erythranthe guttata (spotted monkey flower) is the source of this 870-nucleotide messenger RNA. Lineage: Eukaryota; Viridiplantae; Streptophyta; Magnoliopsida; Lamiales; Phrymaceae. The record is from RefSeq and is a predicted model, not a curated record.
CAAGUCAAUACACAACCGAAACAAAAACAGCUCAGAACAUCCUCCGCCACCAAACGCCGCCGCCGUCGCCGUCGAUACAAAGUUGUUUCCUGAAUGGCGGCUGCUGCAAUUACUGGUGUAGGAUUGUCGUGUCCCUCAAAAUUGAGUCAAACUGCCGCCGGUCGCCGCCAAAAGCGGUGCGCUUCAGUCGUCAGGAUGACUUUGCUCGAUGAGAAGAAGAAAACGUACACACUCACGAAAUCGGAAGAGGCUUUUGCCGCCGCCAAGGAACUGAUGCCCGGAGGUGUAAAUUCUCCGGUACGUGCUUUCAAGUCAGUUGGUGGUCAGCCUAUUUUGGUUGAUUCUGUGAAGGGCUCUCACAUGUGGGAUAUUGAUGGUAACGAGUACAUUGACUAUGUCGGAUCAUGGGGGCCAGCCAUUAUUGGCCAUGCAGAUGAUGAGGUACUUGCUGCCUUGUCAGAAACAAUGAAGAAAGGAACCAGCUUCGGUGCACCUUGCCUCCUCGAAAACGUCUUGGCAGAAAUGGUGAUCUCCGCUGUUCCAAGUAUCGAAAUGGUUCGUUUCGUAAACUCAGGCACAGAAGCAUGCAUGGGUGUACUUCGAUUAGCUCGUGCAUACACAGGGCGCGAAAAAAUCAUCAAAUUCGAAGGAUGCUACCAUGGCCAUGCAGAUGCAUUCUUAGUCAAGGCGGGAAGUGGUGUUGCCACCCUCGGGCUCCCAGAUUCCCCCGGAGUUCCCAAAUCAGGCACCUCCAACACGCUGACAUCACCUUACAACGAUAUCGCAACAGUCGAAAGCCUCUUCGAAGCGAACAAGGGAGAAAUUUGUGCAGUCAUACUCGAAGCAGUUGUAGGAAACGGUUUAAUUUAA